CUUUGACAUGUAGACGUGAUUAACAACAGCGUCAUGCUGCAUUUCAAACCGAGCAACAACGAGAAUCAAAGGUUUACAAAAAGGUGGAUAUUUGAAGAUUUGACUAUCUCGUGAUACCCGCUGACAGCGUUUACAACGACUUGGGGAUAUCCUCGCCUUACUUUCCUGCGCGCUAUGCGCGGAUUGUACUGAGCAUCUCUGAGAACAGAGACGCAGAGGUUUAUUAGGAAUCUGGGGGCUGGGGAGUCUACUGGAACAUUACGCCCCGCAUUUUUUUUGCACUAUAAUUGUGAAGUUUUUUUGUUUUUGUUUUUUUUUACCUGGAUAUUCGCAAAAUCUGCAUGUGUAAGACUGACAUGACUUACUCGGAUGUGGCUUCGCUAUUAUCUGCACCUAAUGCAGUACUCUUUCUGGCUGUUAUUUGAAAAAGAGAGAGUGAUCCUUUGCAGCGAAGAGAUGGAUAAGGAAUUCUGAACCCGGAUUUUUAUCCCUUUAUUUCGGAGUUGGAAGUAAAUGACAUUCGCCCCGGCUGAUUUGCACGGUUAGAGAUGCAGAACUAAACCGGAUAGUGCACCCAGGUCCGGGAGAGUAAAGGGCAGGUGCGCUUUGGAAUCGGCGGCUGCGCGGAGAGACAGGGCUAGUGGAUUAGAACGAUACCUGACUGUGGAGAGCGCGUCAUGCGGACUCGGAUGUCGCGCACUAGAAGCCGUUAAAACCUGUAGGCUGGAGCUAACAGAUAAGCGGAUAUGGGCUCUGCUCUGCGGCGUCGCUGGCUAGUGGUCCAACUCCUGAUGCAGGUGUGGCUGGCAGCAAAUCCAUCUCUAAGUGAGCGCCAGUGCCCCAAGAGUUGUCGCUGUGAUGGAAAAAUUGUUUACUGUGAGUCAAGCGCCUUUCGUGAUGUCCCCAAGAACCUCUCAGGAGGCUGUGAGGGCCUUUCUUUACGAUACAACAGCCUUGCCAGUCUUCGUGCAGGCCAGUUUGUAGGACUCAACCACCUCAUCUGGCUCUAUUUGGACCAUAAUUACAUUGCAUCUGUGGAUGCAAUGGCCUUCCAGGGGGUCCGCAGACUUAAAGAACUGAUCCUGAGUUCCAAUAAGAUCACAUCUCUCCACAACACCACAUUCCACCCUGUCCCUAAUUUGCGUAAUUUGGACCUUUCGUAUAAUAAACUGCAAGCCUUGCAACCUGGACAAUUCCAGGGCCUACGGAAGCUUCUCAGCCUUCACAUACGCUCAAACUCUCUUAAAAUUAUUCCAAUGCGUCUGUUCCAAGAUUGCAGAAAUCUCGAGUUCCUAGAUUUGGGCUACAACCGUCUGCGCAGUAUCACUCGAAAUGCAUUUUCUGGCCUAGUCAAACUCACUGAGCUGCAUCUGGAGCAUAACCAGUUCUCAAAGAUCAAUUUUUCUCACUUUCCUCGCCUCUACAAUCUGCGGGCUCUUUACCUGCAGUGGAAUCGGAUUCGCUCUAUGAACCAGGGCCUGACCUGGACCUGGGUCUCCAUCCAGAAACUGGAUCUGUCGGGGAAUGAGCUGACAGAAGUAGAUGCUGCAGUUUACCAAUGCUUACCCAACCUGCAAACACUCAACUUGGAUUCCAACAAGCUGACCAAUGUUUCCCAGGAGGUAGUUGAUGCCUGGAUCUCUUUGACUAUGAUUAGCUUAGCUGGGAAUGUAUGGGAUUGUGGCCCUGCCAUCUGCCCAUUGGUGGCCUGGUUGAGAAACUUUAGAGGGGCAAAGGAAACCACCAUGAUUUGCGCCUCCCCGAAGAAAGCCCAGGGUGAAAAAGUGAUGGAUGCAGUUGAAGCUUUUGGUGUUUGUAAAUCAAACCAAGCAACACCACUCACAGUGAGUAUUCCUCCAAACCCAUCUAGUGUCCCUGCCCAAACUGAGCAUCGCCCAGCUAUCCUUGCUUCACCCACUGAUUCUGGAAAGAGAGGUGAAGGAUCUCUUAGGGGUCCUACAUCUUCAGCAGUUACUCCACCUGUAGCACUACCCCCAGAGCAAGACUUGGAGCCUGUGUCUUUCCACAAGAUUGUGGCUGGAAGUGUUGCCCUUUUUCUUUCCGUUGCGAUGAUCCUGUUAGUAACAUAUGUAUCAUGGAAGCGCUAUCCUAGCAGUGUCAAGCAACUGCAGGAGCAUUCGGCAGCAGCUCGCAAACGUCGCAAGAAAACUAGAGAGACGGAGCGCACACUGAGCUCUCCCCUGCAGGAGUACUAUGUGGACUACAAGCCCACCAAUUCUGAGGCCAUGGAUGUGCUUGUCAAUGGGACCGGACCCUGCACCUAUACCAUUUCAGGCUCUCGAGAAUGCGAGGUCCCUCAUCAAAUGGGUGCACUGACCUUCUACCGUUAUGAACAGCCUAUUGUAGACUACUGCCAGGCCCAUCAACCCUUGCGGCUAAACAUGGGUUAUGAGGGACCCCCACAGGGCCUGGAGGGCCUGGAGGACCUUGGGCCAUGUGAUAGAGGCACUAUACAGACAGUGGCACUGCCAGCAGUGCCCUCUGCUGCCAGCAUAGGUGCCCCUGUUCCAGGACCUCGCUCUCCUCCAUCGACCCUCAGACCACCAACUGAGGGUCCCGGCAGCAGUCCUUUUCCUACUUCUGAGCGCACUGGCACACUCAAAUUUGGACGCUAGUGAGCAUGGUUAGAAGUGGGGCAAGGGCCUCUCAUUCACCAUGACUUUGAAAUGAAGGGGCAGGCGAGCUGGUUAUUCAGUGGGGCCUUGUUCUUAGAACAUCGGUAUGUGAACUAGAGGACAAAAUUUUCAAAUUAUGCCUGGAGGCAUUUAUCAUCUGAAACACACAGUCUCAACCAUAUACAGUAGGGUGAGACAUUCUUGCUGAUCAUUUUGUUUUUCUUUUCCAAAACAACUCAUAGAAAAAAAGGGUCCCUGACUCAAGGGAGGUUAAUUCAGCAUAUGCCACAAAGAAUUACCUUAUUUCCAAAUCUGAUCUUUGUCAUAUCCCAUAUCAGCAUCUGUUCACAGCAGCAGCCAGCUUACUCUGAGUCAAGAGUGAAAGGGAAAGUGCAAUAAACAAAAGUUUUCAUUCACGACAAGUGAGGGCAGUAACAUCAAAGAUUGAAGAGAUAGAGCAUAUGAAGAGCAGAAGGCUUCUUACUGUGAUUAACAUUACAAUUUCUACUCACUAGCUAUUAAGAAAGUUAACAUAUAUAAUUUCAUUAAUUACAUAAAUAUUUUGUUUCUUUGAGUGUCAUAUUUUGUACUGAAUUACAUUAAUGUGCAUGUUAAACCAAAGAGUUUACUAAUAUUUUUUCUUUCUUUUUGCACAUAAGGUACUUUAACUAAGGAGAUUUUUAAAUGUCAGAUGUUCCACUGAACUAGCCUCUGCCAGUUCACAUUUAUAAUUACCACUAGAUCCCCUGAUGAUUUCGAAUGGACUAGAAUUGUCUUAAAGAAAUAGAAUAAUCAAGGGGGUCAUCAUGUUGAAAGGUUAUGAACGUAUUUAUCAUAAUGAGGUAUCACACCUAGCACUCCCAACGUCAGCUCAAGUCAGUUCUUGUGAUCUUAGUGUUGCUAUGAAAAACAUAAUUCAAAGCAGCAUAAACUGUAUGUUCCAUAAAUGUAUUAAAUAUAUAAAGACCCUUUACACAGAUGAACAACAAGUCAUUGUACCGUAUAUGACUAUAUCCCAGCUGAAUAAUCCACUAUGCUUUAAAAAAAAAGGCAAUCAUGAAAAACUAAAAUAAGAACAUUUGAAUGAAAUGUAUUGUACAUAUUAUUAAAAAGGUCUACUUCACUGAAGGUCAAACCACUCUCACUGCCCCAAACAGUCAUUUGAAACAUUGUUGAGUCAAUUUUUGACUUUCAUUAACUGGACUACUUGAAGAGCACCAUCUUGCUGGGUUGGCCAGGCUUAGGCCAUGUGCUCUUCCACCACAGAGAAUAAUGGUGCCUAGUGGUGGCAUGCUGAACCAGCACGUUGACUUCUCUUUGACCUGCAUAUGAUCCCACAGACUAUACAGGAGGUAUUGCCUGACAUCUCAAUUUUUUCCAGAAAGUGAGCCGAAAUUAAGGAAUGUUUUCUUUUUUUUUUUCUUUUUUUUUCUUUUUCCUAAUCAGUAAACCUUUGGCCACCGUGUUGAGCACUGCUGCUUGUUGACUUAUGGAGCUGUUGAGGAUUUCGGAUACGGCUUGCAUGGCCUGUCAAACAAUGUCCUCAGUUUAACUCAAGCAGUGCACCAGUUUCCUACAUGUCAGUGGUCAUACUCUAGGGAGCUGUGGAACUUACGCUUGCUCUUCCUACAGAGAGACUGAUUGAUCCACACAUGAAACUGCAAGGGGCCAACAUUUCCCAAGAAAGAUGAUGCAUAUUCAAACAAAUAUGCAUUGUUUUUGUUUUAUUUUGUUUUGGUAUUAUAUUUUUUUGCUUGAAAAUUUUUGAGGUGUUCAAAGAUGAUGUCAAGAAAUUCUAUAAGACAAAUAAAAGGACAAAAUCAAAUAGAACUUAUUUAUGAUGUAAAUAAUGAGUCUUUAAAGAUUAAAAAAAAAGGUAUGAACUUCAUUUCUUCUGAAACACAAACUGCUUGUGAACAGAAGAGGAGCCUUAUUCACUUUCCAGUGGGAAUAUAUUACUAAGAUGACUUGGUGAGGAGGUUCCUACUGUAAUGCUCUCGUUGUUUCAAUGAUAAGUAUUUUUCUAUCUGCUCCCGUCACUAUUCUACCACUCUACCAUUAAAAACAAAAUAUGUUACUGACAUUAUUUCUCAAAUCCAGUCAUUUUACUAAAUAAUGCGAAGAGGGGAAGAUUCUGAGCCCUGUUAUUGUGAUGUACUUCAAGCGCCAAACUUGACAGAGAUUCAUAUUUCCUGUUCUGCCAUCAGGCAUGUUGGAGAAGCCAUCUCACAGGGGGUAAUCAAAUAAUGAGUUGUUAGUUACAUCCAUUCCUCUUGUUCAAGAAUUUUAACACUAUCAGCCAUUUCAAGGUCUACUCGGGGAGAAGUGUGCUUUUCUUUUUUACCAAGAGUUUAACUUGUGAAGGAUGUUCUUUAUAAUGUGCCAUUAUUUUGUUAAAUGUUUUAUCAAAAAACAAAACAAAACAAAAAAAAAAAAAACAACUGACCCGAAAUGCUUCAUGAUAUCACAACUAAGAAGGGUUCGGUCCCUUCAUGUACAGGACAUUGCAUUUUAAAAAAAAGCAGUUGAUUCGCUCAGUACGGUUGCUUAAUAGUGAUGGUGGAGUUUACUUUGUAAUAGCAGCUGUGCCAAUGUCUUUAUAAUGGGAGCUCUCUCAAUUCUAUCCAUGUAUUGUCCUGCCUUGCUGUAUAUCACCCCUGAUAACUCCUUGGCCUGAAUUUCAUGUCUGCUGCUUGGUGACUCGGGUGAACCUGUUUAACAAUGUUCUAUUUCUGUCUGCAUGCUGAUAUUUUAGGAAACUGUGCCCAUUUAGGGAGGAGCACUGAACCAGAGACAAACAGUACGGGAGAUAAUUCCUGUCCGGAGUGCCCUAGAACCGGCAGCACAUGUCAUGGACAACUUCACUGUUUUUAAAGCAUCUUGUUUGCUGACCCAUUCAUGCCCUUGUCUCGAUUAAAGUAGAAUUCCCUGGCACUGUAGGCUGUUAAAUAGAGAAAUAGGUUUGUGUCGAGCACUCACACCUGGGACAGGCAUUCCCUUUAAUAGUUUCCUGUUAAGCCUAGUACCCUACGCAUACUAAUUAAUGCAGGUUUCAGAACAGUGAUUAUAGUUGAUUUCAGUCUGAACAUAAAGAUCAAAGCUUCCUUGCCCUCAUGUGUAAUUAGAAAAUGCAAAUACCAUCUUUGUAUAUCCACAAUUAAAUCAGCUACUAAUAAAUGAUCAAUUGAUCAUGACUACCUCCCAGAUAAAAUCAGAUAUGUUCAGCGGAAUGUUUGAAUUCUGCUGCCAGUAAUUAUUCAGUCUUUUGUCCAUUUAUUUUGCCAUCAGAGAGCUGGAAGCACAAGCAGUGCAUGCUAAUGAUGCAUGUUUGAGCUGAACUCCAGGACCGUCUGUGCUAGCCCCGCAAUGCCAGUAGGCUUUGUUUUCUCUUCUGCUUCGUUUGUUUAUGGGUUUAUACUACCCGAGUUCCCCAGUCCCUGUCACUCUUUGUGUUCGGGCUCAACUCCCCAUUGGGAAAAGUUUUUUUUUUCUUUUUUUCAAAUUUCGCCUUUUUUUCUUCUUGCUUUGGGUGGGGUGAAUAAAGGUCUGAAGAACUGCAGUAAAAAACUUUUAUAUUUCAGUGUUUAUGCUUAGAGGAAAAGCUAAAUGCACAUCUCCAAGGGGACAGGAAAAGCAGGGGAGAAGAGAAGGGUAGACAGAGAUGCUGUUUAAUACGGAGAACAUAGAGGGACAAAUGGGUAAGUGCGAGGACAUUUUAUUCUGUUACAAGGAAAGCGUUGUGAUAUAUUUUGAGUGCUCCAGGGCAGCUUUGUUUCCACUGCAAGAAAUGACACAAACAGCUUCAGCCAUGCUCUCACACUUGCAACACACAUCCAGUCUGUACUCUGUAGAGGCACAUAUGGCACACAGAUUAAGCUACGACAUAUUUGCAUCCUCUGAACUGUAUGUAUUAUGCAUGCGCUCAUACAAAGAUGCACUUUAUCUGAAAAGGAAUUAUCAUUUACACUAUUACCAGUAAUCCACUUCUUAGUCUUUGCUGGAGAAACAAUCACAGACGGAGAUGUACAAACACAUAAAAAGACACAUGUGCUUAAUAAAAGGAUAAUAUAGGUACAGCAGGGUUUGACACCCCCAUUCCAGUUCAUCAAACGGUACAGUGGACUCUAAUCCAUUAUCUGAUAAAUGGAUUUGAAAAUUUAAUUCCAAGCCAGACCUGGCUUUGUAGCUUUCCUUCCUCUGCCAUAUAUUUGUGUCUUUCUAGUAAGCAGCACUGGGACGUUCCCAUAUAGCACACACUCACUCCAAAAACAAAAAUAGGAUAAAAACAAAAAAAUUUAAAUAAAGAAAGAAAAAAAAAGACAAAUGGUAAUAUUCCUCAUUUGCAAUUUCUAGAUUUGCGUUCCUGUUAUUGUUACUCUGUCAUCAGUGUUUAUACAGAAUCAAUAACUUCUGUGAUGCAAAAGAGAGACUGGAAGUGUUGCUAGCGAUUUAGCUUCCCCGCAUGUACCCAGAGGGCCUCUGUGUGUGCACGCGUGUGUGUGGGUUUGUGUAUCUAUAGCAGCACCUACUCCUCUACCUCCUCUGAACCAGCAUUACCAUUACUGAUGUUCAGGCCAGCCCGGUCCCCAUUGAUUGUUAUUGUUCCAUUCUCUUUUACAUUAGUAAGAAGUCUUUAACCUAUGUUCUACAUUGUCCUAACUCUACCAUUGCUCAUGUCAGCGGGGACACAGAAAAGGAAGACAUGAUCAUUAACCUCUGUUGGGGAAACACACUUUUUCGUUUGUCUGACAAAGCCCGUUUACACCCCUAAUUGGAUUUAAUGUUGGCACUGCAGAGAGCAUGUUUUUUAUUUAAAUGUGCUGCAUUCUUCGCUUUCAGUUAACAGUGCAAUGAGAAAGCAAGAAGGAGGAGCUUGAAAGAAAGCAAUAUCAUAAUUAGUCUUUGUGUUCCUUGCAGGCCCAAGUCCUUUCCCAUGUUUUUUUGUUGCCUCUUAAAAUACUUUCCAUAUAAAUCUUUUGAUUCCCACUGUCUCCCCCUCAUUCAUAUCCUGCAGACAGCUUCAACUUCUGUAGGUUGUAAAUAUGCUCUGCAUUGUUUUCUUUGGUAGUUGGUUUGUUGUUGAUUUUUUUCCUUUUUCUUUUUUUUUUUUUUUUUUUAAUUUCCUUUUUUACUGUAAUCAGACCUAAAGCAUUUUUGUGGAGACCUGGUCCAAGCGCAAAAAUAUGGCUCUUAUUUGAGUAUAUUAUUGUCAGAUAAUGUUUUGUAAAAAUUUUGAUGAUGAAUAAACAU
This is a messenger RNA of Neolamprologus brichardi, 7886 nucleotides long. Its product is annotated as leucine-rich repeat transmembrane neuronal protein 4. The record is from RefSeq and is a predicted model, not a curated record. Gene Ontology annotation, cellular component: plasma membrane. NCBI's taxonomy places the organism in Eukaryota, Metazoa, Chordata, Actinopteri, Cichliformes, Cichlidae. Gene Ontology annotation, molecular function: protein binding.